CUAAAUUCUAUCGGUUUCGAUCUUUAGAGUUAGUUUAAAAGUCUAAGAAAUAUACUGACUCAUCGAUCGGAAAUAUAAUCCGAUAAUUUCCCGAAUUGUAACUCCACAAAGGCUAUUGUAUGUCAAAAUAUUGAGCAGUCUACUAAUAUUAGUUCGCCAUAUUGGGUGUGAAGAGUUCAAAUAAACGUUAACGUAUUGUAGAAUAUAUUAUAAUUUAAAUUGUAACGUAUUUAUUGUAUAAUAAUUGAUAUUCGUGAUCAAUAAUGGGUAAAAAAAAAGGAAAGAAGCAACCCAAGCAAAGUAUAGAUUCUCCAUCUGCUGGUCCAUCUAAUCCUUCAGAACAAAGGCAGCAAGAAGAACAAUCGUCAGCACGUAGCGCACAUGAGAGAGAUCAACAAUAUGGAAGUGGUGAAGGAACUCAAAAUGCACCAAAAAAAAAUAUAUCAAAAAAGAAAGGUCACCGUACGUUUACAACAUUCCAAUUUCCAUUAUCAUCAUCAUCACAAUCAUCAUUACCAUCAGAAUCAUCAACACCAUCAGAACCGUCAUCGUUAUCAUUAUCAUCACAGUCAUUUCCAUCAUUACCAUCGUCAUCAGAACCACCAUUGAAAAAACCACUAUCGUUUGCUUCAUUACUAACGUCAAAGUCAUCACAACAAUCACAAUCACCACUGGAACAAUUGCCAUCGUCAUCACAACAACCACAAGCACCGCAAGCAUGGCAAAAGCCAUCACAACAACCACAGCAAGCAUUGCAACAGCCAUCAGAACAACCGCAACAGCCAUCAGAAGAACCACAGCAGAAAUCGCAACAGCCGUUAGAAGAACCACAACAAAAAUCGCAACAGCCAUCAGAAGAAUCACAGCAAAAAUGGCCGCAGCUGUCAGAACAACCACAGAAAAAAUCGCAACAACCACAACAAGCAUGGCAACAGCCGUCGGAACAACCGCAACAAGCAUGGCAACAACCAUCGGAACAACCGCGACAAGCAUGGCAACAACCAUCGGAACAACCGCGACAAGCAUGGCAACAGGCAUCGGAACAACCGCAACAAGCAUGGCAACAGCCAUCGGAACAACCGCGACAAGCAUGGCAACAGCCAUCGCAACAACCGCGACAAGCAUGGCAACAGCCAUCAGAACAACCGCAACAACCGUUAGAAGAACCACAGCAAAAAUGGCCGCAGCUGUCAGAACAACCAGAGCAAAAAAUGCAACCGCCGUCACAACGAUCACAGAAAAAAUCGAAAGAAAAGUCACAACAACCACCACAAAAAUCGCCACAGCCGUCACAACAACCAUUACAAUUAUCACCAUCACAAAUAUCACUACCAUCGUCGUCAUCACAACAAUCAGAAUCGUCACCACAAAAAGCAGAAUCAUCUGAAGAAGGAAAAUCGCCAAUACCAUUUUCUGUAGUACAUGAAAAGUUAACAAAGUCUGUAGCUGGUCAGUUGGCACUUAGUAUACCUACAAGAAAAAAUCCUUCCGCAAGUGGAACACGUGGUCGACCUAUAACAGUUGAAGUCAAUGUAAUGGCAUUGGAAUUUAAGAAUUUAAAAACAAAUGUUACUCAAUAUGAUGUAACAAUUACUCCUGAUAAGCCCAAAUGUUUAAUGAGACUUGUUUUUGAAGAAUUUAGAAAGAAAAGGUUUCCAAAUCGACACCCUGCAUAUGAUGGAAAUAAGAUUGCUUAUAGUGCGAAUGAUCUACCAUUUCCUACAUAUAUAAAUGAUGAAAUUACAAUUUUUGAAAAUGGUCAAGAGAGAAUAUUUCAAAUUGAAAUGAAAAAAGCUACUUCUAUAGAUCUUUCAUUUCUAAGAAGUGUAAAACCUGGAUUUAAUGAGUCAUUGGGAACUCAGUCUGGAAUACAAGCUCUUGAUGUCAUUUUGCGCCAUGGACCUUUGUCAUUUUGUUUUCCGAUUGGAAGAUCAAUAUUUUGGCAACCAACGGGUAGGUCAGAAUCUUUGUCAAAUGGUAUGGAGUUGUGGAUAGGUUCAUUCCAAUCUGCUAUAUUAGGAUGGAAACCUUUACUUAAUAUAGAUGUUGCACAUAAGGGUUUUCCCAAAUCUCAAAAUGUUAUGGAUCUAAUAAAAGAACUUUGUUUACGUGGAGAAAACAGAGAUAUUACUUUAAGUGAUGUAAAUCAGAAUCAAGAAAAAAUAAAAAAAUUUUUAGUUGGAUUAAAAGUUCAGUAUGUAAUACCGAACAUACCAUCGUCGAAGCGAACACAAGUAGUGCGUGGUUUCGCUGAAUGUCCAAGAAUAAAUGUAUUUUCACGUGACGAUGGAACAUCGAGUACUAUUGAGAACUAUUUCAGAAGAGAGAAAAACUAUAUAAUACGUUAUCCUACUUUGCCUUGUUUGUGGAUAGGGCCAGAAACUAAAAAGAUAUAUGUACCUCCAGAGCUCUGUACAAUAGCACCUGGACAAACAAUUCGAAGGAAAAUGGACGAAAUACAAACUUCGAAAAUGAUAAAAUUAGCAGCAACAUCUAGUGACAGACGAAAAGAAAAGAUAAUGGAAGGUUUUCGAGCUUUGAAAAUAAAUGAUCAUCCAACUAUGAAAAAGGAAUUUAAUCUUUCUGUAAAAUCAGAAUUUGAAAGAGUACCAGCUAGAGUAUUAGACGCUCCUAAAUUGAAUUAUAAUAAUAACGAUAUUGUAUCUGUAAUGAAGGGUGUUUGGAGGGCGAAGAAAUUUCUUAAUCCAAGUACUUUACUUGAUAAGCAAUGGACUAUUUUAAAUUUAGUUGAUAGAAGAAUAAAAGACAGAGACAUGUACCGCUUAUGCGAUAUGCUGCGAGAGGGUGCAAGAACAGUUGGUAUGUUUAUGGGCGAUGCUUUAAAACCAUUUCAAUAUUGUAAUAAUCAUCUACAAGCUUUAUUAAUGUGUUUUGAUCAAUUGAAAAAAAGUGGAGUGAAACUUAUUAUAGUUAUUAUAUCAGACUAUAAUGACUCAUAUAGUAACGUGAAACAAGUUAGCGAGUUACGAUUAGGUAUGCUUACACAGUGUAUUAAAUCUGUAACUGUUGAAAGAAAAUUGAAUCCAGCAACCAUAGGAAAUAUCCUUUUGAAAAUAAAUUCUAAACUUAAUGGCGUGAAUCAUGAAAUUUGUGGUCAUGUUAGACCUUCUAUUUUAUCUCCGGAUUGUAUUUUGAUCGGUGCUGAUGUAACCCAUCCAUCACCAGAUUCUAAAAAUAUACCUUCUAUAGCUGCAGUUGCUGCAAGUUGUGACAGAACUGCAUUUAGAUAUAAAAUCGAAAUUCGCCUACAACAACCAAGACAAGAAAUCAUUAGUGAUUUUGCGGACAUUGUUAGAAUAUUAUUAAGAUAUUAUUAUAAAUGCACGGGAAUUCAACCAAAGAAAAUUAUUAUUUAUCGUGAUGGCGUAAGUGAAGGACAGCUAACCCAGGUACUGCAUCACGAAUUAACAGCCCUUAAACAUGCAUUUCGAUCACUUUCUAAGGAUGAUUCUUAUCAUCCUUCAGUCACUUUUCUUGUGGUGCAAAAAAGACAUCAUAUACGAUUCUUCCCUACGGAUAGAAGAAAUACAGAUGAUAGAAACUUUAACGUGCAAGCUGGUACCAUCGUAGAUACACAUAUAACACAUCCUAGUCAUAUUGAUUUUUAUCUUGUAUCACAUGCAAGCAUUCAGGGAACUGCACGACCUACCAAAUACAAAUGCGUAUUUAAUCAAUUAGAUAUGACAGAGGAUCAAAUCGAAGAACUUACAUAUUAUUUGUGUCAUAUGUUUGCGCGUUGUACAAGAUCAAUUAGUUAUCCAGCACCAACAUAUUAUGCUCAUUUAGCAGCAUUUCGAGCUAGAGCAUUUAUACAAAAUGUACCAAUAGAGCUAAGCAAAUUGCAAGAUGAACAAGUAAAAGUAAAGGUGGUAUUAAAUGAUGAUGUUCCGAUGUUUUAUGUCUAAAAAUUAUAUCAAUAUAUACAUGUAUGCAGAAGAAAAAUUUAAUUAAUAUUUCUUAUAAUAUAUUUCAGUAUCACAGAGUUUUUAUUUUUGAUGUUUUAUUCUUUAUGAAUUUUUGAUGUAUUAACAAAUUAAUUAAAACUAAAAUGUAUUACAAAGUAAUAAGGGAAAACAAUAAGGGAAUAGUUCGUAGAUUUUAAUAUUGACGUGAAAAUAUACGUAUAUAUAUAUAUAUAUAAGGAAACUUAUAUCUUAUUAAUUGUAAUGUAUUGCUAUAAAUUAAACUGAUUUGACAUAAUAAAAAUUGAAUGUACAACCCAUGAUAUGGGAUAA
Messenger RNA from Vespula pensylvanica (western yellowjacket), 4256 nucleotides. It is a transcript of the gene AGO2, whose product is annotated as protein argonaute-2. The transcript has 17 exons. The record is from RefSeq and is a predicted model, not a curated record. The coding region runs from base 264 to 3926 and encodes 1220 amino acids. Gene Ontology annotation, molecular function: RNA binding; protein binding. NCBI's taxonomy places the organism in Eukaryota, Metazoa, Arthropoda, Insecta, Hymenoptera, Vespidae.